CCAAUGCGCGCGCCGCAAUGACGACGACGACGCACGGGACUGUCAUCCCCCUCCUCUUCCUCCUCCUUGCGCCGCACCUCCUCGCCACCCCCGCUGCGGCGUUCGUCAGCCGCGGCCUCAGCGCCUCCGACGCCGCGCGGAUCACGCGCCGCCAGCUGCUCCAGUACAACCACGGCGGCGGCGAUGGCGGCGACGUGUACGUGGACCCGUCGUACGCGUUCCCGAACCCGCGCCUCCGCGACGCGUACGUGGCACUGCAGGCGUGGAAGCGCGCCAUCCUCUCCGACCCCUACAACGUGACGGGCACCUGGGCUGGGCCCGACGUGUGCGCCUAUCACGGCGUCUUCUGCGCGCCGUCCCCGAAUGACCACUACCUCACCGUCGUGGCCGCCGUCGACCUCAACCACGCCGACCUCGCGGGCCACCUCCCCGAGGCGCUGGGCCUGCUCGCCGACCUCGCGGUGCUGCACCUCAACUCCAACCGCUUCUGCGGCCUCGUGCCCCGGUCGCUGGAGAAGAUGUUCAUGCUCCACGAGCUCGACCUCAGCAACAACCGCCUCGUCGGGGCCUUCCCCGACGUCGUGCUCCGGCUUCCCAGCCUCAAGUACCUCGACCUCCGCUACAACGACUUCGAGGGCCCCGUGCCGCGCGAGCUCUUCGACCGCCCGCUCGACGCCAUCUUCGUUAACUCCAACCGCUUCCGCUUCGAGAUCCCCGACAACGUCGGCAACUCGCCGGCGUCCGUCCUCGUGCUUGCCAACAACGACUUCGGCGGGUGCCUCCCGGCGUCCCUCGCCAACAUGUCCGCCACGCUCAACGAGAUCAUUCUCAUGAACACGGGGCUCAAGUCCUGCGUCCCGCAGGAGCUCAGCAUGCUCACCGGACUCACCGUGCUCGACCUCAGCUUCAACAAGCUUAUGGGCACCAUCCCCGACGAGCUCGCCAGGCUCGAGAGCAUCGAGCAGCUCGACCUCGGACACAACCGGCUCGUAGGCGAUGUGCCGGAGGGGAUCUGCCACCUGCCGCACCUCCAGAACUUCACCUACUCCUACAACUUCAUCACCGGCGAACCGCCGGUGUGCCUUCACGUCAAGACCCUCAACGACCGCCGGAACUGCAUCCCCGACCGGCCCGACCAGAGGUCGCCGGAGCAGUGCCAAUUCUUCAAGAACCACCACGUCAACUGCGACGCCUUCAAGUGCAAGAAGUUCUUGCUGCCGUCGCCACCGCCGCCGUCUCCUCCUCCGCCAUUGCCGUCACCCCCACCACCCUCGCCUCCACCACCGUCUCCUCCCCCACCCUCACCGUCUCCUCCGCCACCAUCUCCAUCACCGCCACCUCCAUCCCCUCCACCACCGUCUCCUCCGCCACCAUCUCCAUCACCGCCACCUCCAUCCCCUCCACCACCCUCUCCAGUGUACUACUCCUCACCGCCGUCACCCUACUAUGAGGUGUCGCCGGAGGACCGGUACCUCUCACCACCGCCUCCGGCUUACUCCGAAGCCCCACCGCCGCCCUACUACGAGGUGUCACCAGAGGACCGGUACCUCUCGCCGCCGCCUCCAGCCUACUCCGAAGCUCCACCACCGCCCUACUACGAGGUGUCACCAGAGGACCGGUACCUCUCCCCGCCGCCUCCGGCCUACUCCGAGGCCCCACCGCCGCCCUACUAUGAGGUGUCACCAGAGGAUCGGUACCUCUCGCCACCACCCCCAGCUAGUGUCCCCAAGUACGAUUACUCGUCGCCGCCGCCGCCCCGGACGAUGUACAAGCUGCCGGUGUAUGACUAUUCAUCACCUCCACCGCCGGCCGCGUGGAAACCAUAAAAAAUGAUUCUUUAAUCCCGGGAUAUUUUUCAUACGUUGUGGCCAUACUACAUUGUUAAUUCGUUGUGGUAAAAAGUGUUGCUAAAUUAAUCUCUGGUGUUGAUUGCCACCUUCCUUUCUUUUUUUUUUUCUUUUUGCACUUCUAUUUUCUUUUAAUUUUUCUCUGAUUAAUUUGGUUGCGCUACGAA
Molecule: messenger RNA, 2014 nt
Organism: Phragmites australis (common reed)
Lineage: Eukaryota; Viridiplantae; Streptophyta; Magnoliopsida; Poales; Poaceae
Product: leucine-rich repeat extensin-like protein 4
Exons: 1
Coding region: 18-1826 (602 amino acids)
Molecular function (GO): protein binding
Source: RefSeq, a predicted model, not a curated record